AAAAUUUCAGCACCAAGGACAGCUGUCCAGCAGAGACUCGCGUGAGGAGUGAGGGUGGGUGUGUGCAAAGGGGGAGUGUGCCGUGAGAGAGGGAGAUAUUUUCAGAGGGGACAAUCAAGGAGAGCAUUUGUUGGGAUUAGGCCCGUGCUUUAGGUUGGAGUGGAUUACCCCGGGCUGCUCUGGAAAUGAGCCGCGCUUUAUCGCCUGAUGAGCUUCUCGGCUUCUCCGUCCGCUCCAACUGAUCACGGCACCUGAGGCGCAGCCUGACUCUUCCCCUUCGCAAUCACCGCCGAGGCUUCUGCCCUCUAGCUGCAUGGAAACAUGACCGACGUCCCCCAAAUCGUUAAAAUCGGGAUUUCCCUGAAGAUACUUCCAAAUAACGGCGCGGUGUUCUUCAAGUCGGACGGCGCUCGGUUCGGACAGACGCGGACCAUCAAGCUGCUGACAGGAUCCAAGUACAAGAUCGAAGUGGUGGUGAAACCAGGAGCAGUUCAGGCCACUUCAAUGAGUGUGGGUGGAGUGACCUUUCCCUUGGAGCAACAGUCCAAAGACCCCCAGUCUGUGGUCUACACUGGUCAGUACGACACCGAGGGGGUUGCACACACCAAGAGUGGAGAAAGGCAACCAGUUCAAAUCAGUAUACAGUUUGCAGAGGUGGGAUCGUUUGAAACCGUAUGGCAGGUAAAGUUCUACAACUACAACAAGAGGGAGCACUGCCAGUGGGGCAACAGCUUCAACAGCAUCGAGUACGAAUGCAAACCUAACGACACGCGCACGCUCAUGUGGAUCAACAAGGAAAUGUUUGUUUGAUGGCCGGAAGCGGGAGGAAAGAUGUUGGGGGUGUGUCUGUCAACAUGCUCUCCCUCCUUCAUCCGUCUGUCAGUGUCAGAAAAGACGAAGCUCUUUGCAGUGGAAACAUACCCAUCCUCUUCUUUUCUGUGAGAAAUUGCAUAUGUUGCCAUGAAAAUACAAAUGUGCGUGAAGAUGAUUCUUCUGUCUCUUUUUGUGUUCCAGAACAUUGGAAAUAACAGUUAAUUGUUAAAAACAAAAUCCAUAUAUAUGUGUGCAGUAACGUAACUGUGUUAGUUCACCUGUUUUUACAUGGAGUAUGAGUGUUUGUUUUACAGAUGGUGCUACAGAUGUGUUUAUCCGUAUGUGUGUGUUUUUAAACUACAUGCAGUACUGCAGAAAUGUCUUAAGAUACAUUAUUUAUUUAUUUUGAUUUUUUUUUUUGUUUUAAGCUGUUUAGCACUGACCAGAAUUCAAAGAAAUUCACCAAAACCAAUGAUUUGGUGUUGUCUACCUUUAACAGACAACCUAUGCUGCAAAAACUAUCUAAAAAAAAAAAGAGUUAACAUUUAAAAUAAAUGUAUUUACGCUCAAUUUGAGAGAGUAAAUAAGAUGAUCUGCCAAUAAAUUGAGUAUU
Molecule: messenger RNA, 1426 nt
Organism: Cyprinodon variegatus (sheepshead minnow)
Lineage: Eukaryota; Metazoa; Chordata; Actinopteri; Cyprinodontiformes; Cyprinodontidae
Gene: cnrip1b
Product: CB1 cannabinoid receptor-interacting protein 1-like
Exons: 3
Coding region: 322-810 (162 amino acids)
Biological process (GO): negative regulation of signaling receptor activity
Cellular component (GO): plasma membrane
Molecular function (GO): type 1 cannabinoid receptor binding
Source: RefSeq, a predicted model, not a curated record